AUGACUUCAGUUGCAAACUCCACCGAUCAAGAGAAGGGUCCUUUGGAAGACCAUGUGGAAAAAAUAUCCACACACGAAUCGCCUCUAGCUUCUAUUUCUGAAGAACAUAAACAAUACCUUAUAGCAAAGCACGGGACUUAUGCCUUGGACCCAUUGCCAUCAAUGAGUGAUGAUGACCCAUUGAAUUGGUCAGAUGGGUUUAAAUACUUGCAAUUGGGAAUGGUCGCAUUCCAUGGGUUUAUGGGAACAUUUAUGGCAUCAGGUAUAGUACCUUCGUUUGGUAAGUACUCAGAGAUCUUAAACAAACCAGUCCCCACAGUUUCAUACUUGACAUCAGCACAGAUUGUGCUCAUUGGUACGUUUCCCAUGAUUUGGGUACCUGUUAUGCAAAGGUACGGCAAGCGGUUGUUGUUGAUUAUAUCAGUGUUGGGAACCAUGGCAUUUUCCAUUGGCGCUGUUUUCAGCACCGAUUACGGAACCUUGAUGGCAAUGAGAUGCUUACUGGCUGUAUUUGUUUCGCCUGGUUUGGCUGUUGGUGGUGCCAUUGUUAAGGAGACUACAUUUAGUCACCAAAGAGGUUCGAGAAGUGGUAUAUGGGCCAUCUCGGUCAACUUGGGAACCAUGUUUGGCGCCUUGUUCAUGGGGUUUGUUGCUGAAUACCAACAUCCCAAAUACGUCCACGUUGUUUUCGCUAGUAUUAUGUUUGUGCAAGCAGUUUGCUACUUCUUACUCGGUAAAGAAACGUCUUACAACCCAAAUGACUUGUCAAGGAAUGAGACUAAUAGAUUCAAGCAGUUGAGAUUUAAGGCCAUAUUCCCAGAAAAUAAAAUUACUGUUCUCAAGGUGCUUGAGCCAUUGACGUUUCUUUUCAAACCAAGAGUAUUUAUCCCGGCUUUUGGUUACACCAUUAUGUUUAUGCAUGGUAACAUUGCCAUGAAUGUUGAAAUUCCUCAAGUCAUGGUCCAUAAAUUUGGUAUGGAUCCACAAGCAUUGGGUUUGCAGUUUAUUUCAUUCAUUAUUGGUACCUUGAUUGGUGAAGUUGGAGGCUACUUGUCUGACAAGUUGGUGCAGUGGGGCCACAAAAAUAAUAAAGGACCCAGUUUUCGAUUAUGGGUAACUCAUCCAGGAUACAUCACAUGUAUUCUUGGUUUAAUUAUCUUUGGUGUUCAAAUACAAAAUAUUGAUCACUACAAUGUGACACCAUUGAUUGGUUGUGCCAUUGCUUCUUUUGGAUUGCAAGUUGGUACAUCACCAAUUAUUGCUUACUGUAUUGAUCUGGAUCAUACUAAAGCGGUUCAAAUUAGUUUGUUUGUGACAUUCCUCAGACAAUUGUUUGCCUUUAUCGGGCCAUUUUAUUUCCCCAAAAUGUUUGACAAUUUAGGGUUUGCCAAAGCAUAUGGUAUUAUGGCAGCUCUCGUUGGAGGUUUGGGCUGGAUUACUACGAUCUGUUUACAGUUCUAUGAACAGAGGCGUGGUAGAUAG
This is a messenger RNA of Lodderomyces margitis, 1482 nucleotides long. RefSeq lists its product as uncharacterized. Gene Ontology annotation, molecular function: transmembrane transporter activity. The record is from RefSeq and is a predicted model, not a curated record. Gene Ontology annotation, biological process: transmembrane transport. Lineage: Eukaryota; Fungi; Ascomycota; Pichiomycetes; Serinales; Debaryomycetaceae. Bases 1 to 1482 code for a protein of 493 amino acids. The transcript has a single exon.